This is a messenger RNA of Nezara viridula (southern green stink bug), 1455 nucleotides long. The record is from the annotation of a GenBank genome assembly. NCBI's taxonomy places the organism in Eukaryota, Metazoa, Arthropoda, Insecta, Hemiptera, Pentatomidae.
AUGGAAGAAACCAAAGAAGUCAUAAUAACUAUUAAACAAGAAGUGUUAGAUGAUUAUGAAGAAGAAACACCUGGAGAAGAAGUGGAUUUUCAGGAAGACAUCCUCUAUGAUGAUUCUUGUGUAGCUGAUGAAGAAAAUUCAACAGGUCACCAUAUUAGACCAGAAGGGAUUAAAAUCAAAGAAGAAAUUAUUGAUGAUGAUGAAAUCAAUAGUUCUGAGACUUCUGUCAAAAGCUGUCAUGUUUGGAUAGUAGAAAAUCCCCAUCAUCAAGAAUUGGUGGCUGACGAAGACGAGAAAAAAAAUGACUCUGACCUAAAAUUAGAUCCAAAAGACCCUGUAACAUCUGAAAAUGUUACUGUAGAAAAAAAGAAACCGCCUAGGAAAAAAAAAAAAGCUGAGAAGAAUCAUCCUUGCCCUCAUUGCGAGUAUAGAGCUCCACACCCUGGACAGCUAAGGGCGCAUAUCAUGUUCAGGCACACUAAUGAGAAGCCUCGACAAUGCCCAUUCUGUGACUACAGAACCGUUAUGGGGGGCCAGCUCAAAUCGCAUAUCAUGGCCAAGCACACAAAUGAAAAACCACAUCAUUGCAAAUUAUGUGAUUAUAGGGCCACACAAUCUAGUCAACUCAAAUCACACAUGAUGUUUAAACAUACAAAUGAGAAGCCCAAACAAUGCCCUCAUUGUGAAUAUAGAACAGUAAUGACUGGACAACUUAAAGCACACAUAAUGGCCAAGCAUACAAAUGAAAAACCUCAUAAAUGUCCUCAUUGUGAUUACAGAGCAACUCAAGGUGGUGACAUCAAUAAACAUAUAAGAUCAAAGCAUAGUUCCGAAAAACCAUUCCAAUGCCCGUUCUGUGACCAUAAAGCAUCACUUUCAGGUUCUCUUCGUAAACACAUAAUGGCUAAGCACACAAAUGAGAAACCUUAUCAGUGCACCUAUUGUGAAUAUCGAGCUACUCAAUCUGGUCAGCUAAGAGGUCACGUUAUGUUCAAACAUACCAACGAGAAGCCUCAUCAAUGUUCUCAUUGUGGCUACAAGGCCACUCGUGCUGAUAGUCUCAAGAGUCAUUUAGUGAGGAAGCAUCCUGAGUUGAACUCUGUGGGUGAAUCUGAAGUUACGUGUGAUGCAUAAUUAUUUAUGUAUUAUUCGUAACUUAAGGAGUUUUUAUUUUCAUUUUUUUUUUCUCCUUCAGAAAUUAAAGAUGAUAUUUACUAUCUCGUCCUAGUCGUCACUUGUUCAUUGUACAUGAUUAUAAUUGAACCCAUUGUGCAUUCCUGGCGAUAUUGUUGGUGAAGAAAGGUUAUACACUUGAACACAGGGUUUAUUUUUCACUGUUGAAAAUAAAAAUAACAAUCAUAUAUAUUGUGUAAACAGCAUAAAUAUUUUUCCAUUGAAGGAAAGAAUUAAUGGAAGAAAAUUAUAAAUUUUACCAUACUAAAAAAGACAUUUUGG